Paramisgurnus dabryanus is the source of this 2378-nucleotide messenger RNA. RefSeq lists its product as uncharacterized. Gene Ontology annotation, cellular component: cytoplasm; nucleus; Golgi membrane. Gene Ontology annotation, biological process: ubiquitin-dependent protein catabolic process; membrane fusion; Golgi organization. The record is from RefSeq and is a predicted model, not a curated record. Gene Ontology annotation, molecular function: ubiquitin protein ligase activity. Lineage: Eukaryota; Metazoa; Chordata; Actinopteri; Cypriniformes; Cobitidae.
AAGUCUGUCAAUCAAAACACUGCGGAAGGUCAGGACAACAGGAAGUGACGUCAUUUUACACGUGCGAGGAACCGACCGUGUUAUGAUCGUGUUGCCUGUACGAGCAGUCUGGUAUCGCGUUGUGACAGCCUGCACAAGAGAAUACAUUAUGUAUUGCCCUUACUGUGGCUUCAGAUUUGACACUUUGCCAACUUUUUGCAGCUCAUGUGGUAAAAAUCUUAAGGUUUUCAAAGAGACACAACAGGAAACGUGUGCCCCCAUGUCAUCGGACGUUGCAGUAGUUAAAGCAGACGUGGGCACAACACCAACGCCCACCUUAAAUCAGUUUUUGGAGUACCGACAACUGAAGUCUAAAGAAAGAACUAAUUUUUCAAUUUCCAAGAAAGGAGGAUCAAGCAAACAUGAGCAGAAGAAAGUUCAGAUUAAUAUCGGUAUAAUGUGUCUUCAGAGUGGUGCCUUAAAACCACUACGGGGGAAAACACUCCCCCUGUUCACAGACCCACAAAUAACUGCAAACGAUCUCCUUAGGAUGGCAGAAAAAAAAUUCAAAGACUUUAACAAAGACAUGGAGGAAGGACCCUACAUACUUCUCUAUCCAGAUUUAUCUGAAGUUAUUAAUGUUCCCGGGACACAGAGACCCUUUACACUUAAAGAUUACAAAUCUGAGAUUGGAAAACCAUAUCAGAGGAUAAAUUUGUUUAUUUGCAAAAAGAAUGACUUUGAAGCAAACCAAAUUCUCAGUUCAGACUCUGACACAGACACAGAAGUUUUCAUAAGAACAAGGCAUACGGAUGAAUCCAACCUGGCUGACACAAUGCCAAUAACACCUCAGCAUUCAAGCACACCGGAAAAAACAACAGUUAACAAAACUGGUCUUGAUGUGGUUCCACAACACAGAGGUGUAAUAGAGCUUUCUGAUUCCGAGGAUGAGCGUCCAAGUACUUCAGACCAUGCUGCCAGAGAGAAUCUGUGUUACAGAGAAUACGUGGAUGUGUAUGCGCCUCCGACUACUCAAGAGGAUGAUGAGCUUGUAACCACAGCACAAAGUUUUGACCUCCCAGAACAGCUAGAGGGUGAAAGCAGUUUAACAGCUCCUGACAUUAUUUCGAAUCUGGCUCUUGCCAUUGAUCGAAAGAGUGUCAGCAGAUUCAACAUAAUGAGAUCCAAUGUGUGGGAUGGAGCAGUCAGAGGAUUUAAACGGGUAUCAUACUCAGAAUUCAAUGAUAUGUUUGUGAAGUUCUCGGAUGAUGCUGGCACGUUUGAAGAGGGACUUGAUACAGGAGGACCAAGAAGGGAACUUCUCACUUUACUGAUGAGCUCCCUGCAGAAUCGACCCAUUUUUGAUGGACCUCCUUAUAGCCGCUACGUGGUAUACAAUUCAGUUGCGGUUAGGGAAGAUGAGUAUUUCUUAGCAGGGAAGAUGAUUGCGGUGUCAAUAGUACAUGGAGGACCAGGGCCCCAUUUUCUCUCAAAAGACCUGGUAAACCACAUUAUAGACCAGCCCUCUUUCAGCGCUACUGUUAAAGAUGUGACAGAUGAGGGUAUAGUGAAAGCAUUGCAAGAGAUUCAGAAUGCCACUUCUCUGGAGUCACUACAAGAUCUAAUUUUAAAGAACAGCUCUCUGCUCCAGACUGCUGGGUGUUUUCGACUGGUGAAGAAUUUUGAGGAGAAACAUAAAGUUGUGGAAGAAUAUCUCAGGUGGUAUGUGAUUGACAGAAACCAGAGUGUAAUCAAAAGAUUUAAAGAUGGACUUGCCACCCUGCAGUUUCUGACUGCACUUCAGCAGCAUCCCCGUGUGUUAGGAUCUUUCCUGUGCCACAAUGAAAAGAAACUAACAGCCAUCGAUUUGGAAAACCUCUUCAAACACGAACUUAGCCCAGCAGGUAGUAACCAGAGGCAAAACGAAUCCAAGACCCUUUCCUUUUGGUCAGACUAUCUCCUCGACUGUGAAGAACACCAGACUGAAGUGUCACUGGAGAAUCUGCUGAUGUUCGCCACUGGUCUCACAUCACUUCCACCAGCUGGAAUAACACCACAACCAUGCAUUGUUUUUCUUGACACUUCACCCUUUCCAAUGGCAAACACAUGUGCAAACACCCUCAAGUUACCGCUUUCAGAGACAUACAGUAGUUUUAAAUCUCACAUGGAUUUCGGAAUCCAGAAUUCUCCAGGCUUUGGAUGCUUUUAAUUAAACUCAAAUGUACUAGUCAGUAUCAGUGUUCACAGUUUUUGAAAUGUCACAGUUUUCAGUUUAUGCAUGGCAUUAAGUUCUUAACAUGAUGUACCCCGUGGUUUCUAGUGUCAUCUUUAAGAAUUCUCGUGCUCAGAGACCUGCUGUUUCCUUCAUUGUAAAAUAAAGAUGUAAUGCUUCCUCCCAA